AUGGACGGAGACUGGGAUCAGGGUCGCGUGACAUCUUUCUACGGCACCGAGCUUCAGCGAUAUACCUCUUUCAAAGCCUUUUCGACCCAUGGCGAUGUACGGCAGAUUCUUGUUGGCGAAAAGGGCGUCAUUGCUUUGGGAGCGCGAGAUAUUCAUAUGGCGUUGCGAAGGGGACCGCCACUUUGGCAUCUUCAGAGCGACGAAUUCAAAGACUUACGAUGCAUGAAUUUCACGUCCAAGGGCCAGGCCGAGAUCCUGGUGGCUGGCUUCCAGGACAAGAUGUUUGUCAUUGACGUCAACAAGGGAGAGAUCACCAAGGAGAUCUCGACCGAAUACUCUUACCAGAUCAUGAAGAAGAGCCGCUAUAUCUGCGCGGCCACCAAGGAUGGUCUUAUCAAUAUGAUUGAUCCUCUCAAUUACUCGGUCGUGCGAAGCUGGAAGGCGCAUUCUGCACUGAUCAGCGACAUGGACGCGCAGCACGAUUUCAUCGUUACCUGCGGAUUCUCGCUGCGCCAGAGUCAGAGCUACAUGCCCGACUCGUUUCUCAACGUCUUCGACAUAAAGCGUAUGACAUCCAUGGCCCCUAUUCCUUUUCCUGCAGGAGGAGCCUUCGUGCGGAUGCAUCCACGUAUGUCCACUACCAGUAUUGUUGUGUCGCAAACUGGCCAGCUCCACGUGGUCGACUUGAUGAACCCCCACACGAGCAAUGUGCGGCAAAUCAACGUGGUCAACUCGCUCGUCACCAUGUUCGAAAUUGCGUAUUCGGGCGAAGCAGUGGCGCUGGCCGACUCGGCCUCUCAGAUUCAUCUUUGGGGCAGCCCCUCGAAGAUUCGGUUUGUCGACUUUCCACAGCCGACUGAAUUCGCCGGUCCUGAAGCGCCUGCGCCCGCCAUUGACUGGACUACUGAGACUCCUCUCAAUAUGGUCGGCAUGCCGUAUUACCGGGAACCACUGCUUUCAGCAUGGCCUGAUAUGGUUUCUGAUGUCGGGGCGCCGCCUCCAACUCUUGACCCCCAGUUUCUCUCCACACUCAAGGCCACAGAGAUGUCGGCCACCGACAAGACAACUGUGACCGGCAUUCAAGCCCCCAAGUUCCUCAGCGAAAAGGCGAGGGAAUCCUCCAAAACUCCCGGGCAGGCAGCUGGCGCCGAAGAUGAGGUUGACGAUGCUGCAGCGAAGAUGGGCGGCGACCGCAAGACGGAGUGCCCUCCAAUGUAUCGUAAUGUCGAGAUCAAAUACAGCAAGUUUGGUGUUGACGACUUUGACUUCGGGUAUUACAACAGGACGGCCUACUCCGGACUAGAGAUCCACAUUGCCAACUCGUAUGCAAACGCGCUCUUGCAAGUAAUGCAUUUCACGCCUUUGAUUCGGAAUCUGGCUUUACAGCAUACUGCGACUGCAUGCAUCGUUGAGACAUGUUUGUUGUGCGAGCUUGGUUUUCUGUUCGACAUGUUAGAGAAGGCAGAAGGCUCCAUCUGUCAGGCGACCAACUUAUUGAAAGCGCUGAGCCACCAGCCUCAGGCGGCGGCUCUGUGUCUGCUGGAGGAAGACCUCAACGGCGGCCCACUGCCAGCCAUGCUGCAGCGUCUGACACGGUUCUUACUCGACAAGAUUGUUGAAGAUUUCCGCAUUACUUCUCCAGGCAUCAAUCUCAUGCUUCAGGUCGGGCCCUCCUCGGUUUCCGCCGUUCAAACCGCCGCUACCGAGUACAUAAGGUGCAUGAAUUGUCGAAGUGAAUACACUCGCCCCAGCCCUACCAAUGUCAACGAACUGAUAUAUCCUAACGCUAAGGCCCCGAUGCGAAAUCAGAAGGCCCCCAAGGUCACGUUUUCGCAGGUGCUCAAAAUGAGCGUCGAGCGGGAAUUCCCAUCGAAAGGGUGGUGUCCCCAAUGCCAACGUUACCAGCCAAAUGCUUCGAGGAAAACCAUCAGCAGUGUACCUCAGGUGCUCAUGCUCAACACGGCGGUCAAGACCCCUGAGCACCGUAGGCUUUGGGCCAACCCAGGCUUCCUUCCAGAGGAGAUUGGCGUCAUAGUGGACCAUGGCCAAUUCUUCUGUUACGAAGGUGAAGAUCUGAAGCUCCAUCUGCAAAGGGGGAUCCACAACAUAACCGUCUACUCUUUGAUUGGUAUGACGAUGGAGGUCGAGGCUGGCCCUGGCCAAAAGCCGCACAUGGUUGGCAUGAUCAAUGUCGGCCACUGCCAGCCAGAAGCCCCCGAGGCGAGUCAGUGGCAUUUAUUCAAUGACUUCUUGGUUCGGUCGGUGAGCAAGGAGGAGGCUCUCUCUUUCAACGCGAACUGGAAGAUCCCAUCGGUCUUGACGUUUCAAGUGAAGGAGGCGAACAAUAUGAUGGACACGACGUGGAAACAAAAGAUUGACACCUCGCUCCUAUUCACGGAUUCAAGUCACCUCCACGACAGCAAGACAUACCGGACGCUCGAUGGUGCGACAGAGCCGCCGGGUCCUGGCAGCAUCAUUGCACUCGAUACCGAGUUUGUGGCUGUGCGACAACCGGAGAUUGAGAUGAACUCCGAGGGCGAGCGGGAAACGAUUCGGCCCAAGGUAUACGCCCUCGCACGUACGUCUGUCAUUCGCGGAGAAGGAGAGGCGGAAGGAGAGCCCUUUGUCGAUGAUUAUAUCUUGAUUCGGGAGCCCAUUGUCGAUUAUUUGACCGCCUUCUCGGGCAUUACCGAGGUGGACCUCAACCCACGCCUGUCGAAACACAAUCUCGUACCGUUGAAGGUGGCCUACAAGAAGCUGUGGAUGUUGGUCAAUCUCGGCUGCAAGUUCCUGGGCCACGGAUUGAAGCAAGAUUUCCGAGUCAUCAACAUCCAUAUACCCAAGGCCCAGGUCAUCGACACGAUCGAGCUGUACUACUUACACACGCGCCUGCGAAAGCUUUCGUUGGCGUUCCUUGCUUGGAUCGUAUUGCGGGAGAACAUCCAAAACGAAACGCACGACUCGAUCGAGGACUCGCGGACAGCACUGAGGCUGUAUCGGAAGUACCAAGAGUAUGUUUCGGCGGGCGUGUGGGAGCAAAAGAUCAACGAGAUAUACAAUGUGGGGCGAGAUGUUGGUUUCCGGGCUCCCAAGGCGGGUGAUCAGGAAGUGCAGAGGACAGAAACGCCUCCGCUACCCAUAGAAGGCGGCCCAGGUCCCACGACACCGGUUAGGCGGCCGCCAGGUGCAGGCGGGUCGUUGCUGACGCCAGGGAAGGCAUCGCCGUUUCGCUGAGCGAGGCGCAACACGCGUAGACAGUGAAGAACAUCAUCAU
Messenger RNA from Verticillium dahliae VdLs.17, 3274 nucleotides. Its product is annotated as PAB-dependent poly(A)-specific ribonuclease subunit PAN2. The transcript is spliced from 12 exons. Lineage: Eukaryota; Fungi; Ascomycota; Sordariomycetes; Glomerellales; Plectosphaerellaceae. The record is from RefSeq and is a predicted model, not a curated record. Gene Ontology annotation, biological process: mRNA processing; nuclear-transcribed mRNA poly(A) tail shortening. The coding region runs from base 1 to 3234 and encodes 1077 amino acids. Gene Ontology annotation, molecular function: poly(A)-specific ribonuclease activity; protein binding; nucleic acid binding. Gene Ontology annotation, cellular component: P-body; PAN complex.